Phyllostomus discolor (pale spear-nosed bat) is the source of this 1198-nucleotide messenger RNA. RefSeq names its product lysozyme g-like protein 1. The coding region runs from base 234 to 893 and encodes 219 amino acids. Gene Ontology annotation, biological process: defense response to Gram-positive bacterium; peptidoglycan catabolic process. NCBI's taxonomy places the organism in Eukaryota, Metazoa, Chordata, Mammalia, Chiroptera, Phyllostomidae. The transcript is spliced from 6 exons. Gene Ontology annotation, cellular component: extracellular region. The record is from RefSeq and is a predicted model, not a curated record. Gene Ontology annotation, molecular function: lysozyme activity.
AAGUGAACCUACAAUUAGGAUCUGCCCUUGGAGGUGUGGUAAGAAACUAAUUGGUUAAUGUUUGCAAAAUGCCAGAACAUUCUUGAAUAAAAGACCUUAUAUAAGUUCAAAGUAUUUGUAAUUAUUAUGAUCAUUACUAUAAUUUGUAAGACUUAGCAAUAAAUCUCUUCAUAAUAGGGUGAAGUCAGCACUUUUAAAAAGACAAAGCAGGACAGGACUAUAUAUAAGCAUUGAUGGCCUGCCUGCCUCUGAGGACAAGAGCUAAGGGAAGACAGGACUCGAAGAGUAGGAUCAUCAGUAUGUCUGUGCUGUGGCUGCUUCUGGGCCUCCUUGCCCUUACUGACUCAUCUGAAAGUGGCAGUUUGGGAUGCUAUGGAAACAUCCGAACCCUCGAUACUCCCGGGGCAUCUUGUGGAAUUGGAAGACGCCGAGGCCUGAACUACUGUGGAGUUCGUGCUUCUGAAAGGCUGGCUGAAAUAGAUAUGCCAUACCUACUGAGAUUUCAACCCAUCAUACAUACUGUUGGCCAAAAGUACUGUGUGGAUCCUGCAGUGAUCGCUGGUGUCGUGUCCAGGGAGUCUCCUGCUGGCAACAUUCUUGUCAAUGCGGGCAAUGUGGGCGAUGGAGUCAGGGUGGUACAGGACACGGGCCAUUAUGUUCCCACACCCUGGAUCAGCGAGUCCCAGCUUUCCCAGAUGACUAAUGUCCUGACUGUUAGAAUCAAAGAAAUCCAGAAGAGAUUCCCAACCUGGACCCCUGACCAGUGCCUGAGAGGUGGACUCUGUGCCUAUGUUGGAGGUCCUGGCUACAUCAGAAGCAGCCAGGACUUGAGCUGUGACUUCUGCAAUGAUGUCCUUGCACGAGCCAAAUAUUUCAAGAGACACGGCUUCUAACACUUUAGAUCAACUCCAACGUCAUUCUCAUACAUGAGGCCUCUUCUGUUCCACAGAUAAAACUGGCCUGUGGGGCUUGUAACAGAAUCUGAGUUUGACUUGAACGUUGUCAAAAUAACAUGGAACCCAUAAAAGAAGAAUUAUUCUCUGCAUUUUGUGGUCUGAUGUAUGUGUGUAUAAGUUAAGAGUUGCAUCUCUUUAAAGAUAUUUACAUGGAGAUAGGCUGUAAUGUGAAUUUCUGUGAAAUGCAUCUUACACCUCAUUGAUUAGCACUGCCAGAUUUAGCAAAUAAAACCACAGAAAGC